Messenger RNA from Paramacrobiotus metropolitanus, 2171 nucleotides. Its product is annotated as interferon-inducible GTPase 5-like. NCBI's taxonomy places the organism in Eukaryota, Metazoa, Tardigrada, Eutardigrada, Parachela, Macrobiotidae. Gene Ontology annotation, cellular component: membrane. The record is from RefSeq and is a predicted model, not a curated record. The transcript has 2 exons. Gene Ontology annotation, molecular function: GTP binding. Bases 149 to 1165 code for a protein of 338 amino acids.
GGUACUACGUUUAUAUAAUGCCUCGCUCAGUCUUCUUGCUUUACCUUUACAUGCAUCAUGCAUGGUUAAGAUCCAACAUUUUCCCGGCAUCGACAGUUAUUCUUAUCUAGUAUCACAGUGAAGAUUCCACCUUACGUACCGGUCUGCCAUGGAUGACGACUACUUUCUAAAUAAUUACGAUUUUGUCAGUUUAGAAGAAAUAAGAGAUCGUUUCGCCAAGGAUGGAGCUAAAGGUAUCCAGGACUUCAAUAAAGAGAAGCAAGACGCUCUUCGUGCCGUUCCGCUCAAUAUCGCCGUUAUCGGCCACUCGGGUGUCGGUAAGUCCACCUUCAUUAACGCUAUCCGCGGUCUGAAAUCCAAGGAUCCGGGAUGGGCUGCUACCGGCUGCGUGGAAACCACGAAAGUGGUCACAGCGUAUCCGCAGCCAGGCAACGAAGCACUGCAAUUCUGGGACCUUCCGGGUGUCGGCACUGAAAACUUCCCGCAAGACCGCUAUCUGGAGUUGGUCGAGUUUGGCCGGUAUGACUUUUUUCUUAUCCUAUCGGCAGUACGCUUCACCGGCAUGGACAUGUGGUUGGGUCUGGAAAUUCUCAAAUCCAAACGAAAGUUUUUCUUUGUACGGACGAAAAUCUUCCUGGAUGUGAUUAACGAUAAAUUUACGUAUCCCGAUGAGCAUAACGAGGAGCAGCUGUUGCUGACCAUUCGCACGGACAUCGAAGACCAUCUAAGGAAAAACGCAGCAAUGGCGCCCAUUUUCCUUAUCGACAGUCUACGACCACGUCAAUUUGAUUUUGAUGAGCUGGCGGUGAAGUUAGUUCAAGAUUUUCCCGAUUUAAAGCGUGACGCUUUGACAUUGGCCAUAAAUAACCUUAGCGAGAAGAUGAUAAGAGAAAAGAUCAAGGUGCUUCGAAGAGAGGUAUUGCCGCUGGCCUUCGCUGCCGCUGCGGCCAAUGCCGUACCAGUGCCCUUUUCCUCCGUCGCGACCGAUGCUGGAAUCAUCGCCGCAGCCAUCAGCCGUUUCUUGACCGCUCUCGGUCUGGAUGAUACGUCGCUGCAGGUGACCUCGCAACGUACCGGCAUCAGCCUGCUCCAACUGCGCACCAAGGUCCAAGAGUUCUUUCCCUCCUCGGUAAUAACGGUUAACGGCAUUACGGGGCUGGGGUAGUUAGCCGCGCUAGCCGCUUCCCGUGGGAUCCUGAUUCCCAUUAGAGAAGUCAGCAAAGUAUUGCCCAUUGCUGGUCAGGUCUUUGCAGGGCUGAUAUCGCUAGGAAUGGUCUACAGCAACCUGGACGGUGUGCUGGCCGUCAUGGAGAACUUAGCACUGGAUAUGGCGCGACUCAAUGGGCGGGGUGCGCUUGCCAUCGAAGGGAGCGCUGCGAACUGAGAAAAAUUACCGUUGUAAUGUAAUACACUCUUUGUCUUUGUGGACUGGAUUUGAUUGAUUUAGUUUUCGACUUCACUCUUGCUUUGAGCCCGAUAGUUUUGAGUAAUAACCUGCUAGCAGAUCGUCCGCGGCGUUUUUGUGGUAGCUUGCACUCUAACUUACGGUUAGUUGAAAACUUGAGACCCCGUUAUUACUAAGCGUAAACUAAUGCAAUAAUUACAACCUCUUCUAAAUUACUUUUCUGUGUUGAAUUUAUUUCGCGGUAAAGUUUAAGCCGUCACCUUUGCUUACAUCGACCAGGCGACUUAAAUGACAGUUUUCGGCAACAAGACUGACCGUUUACAUUUACGUAGCACGCUAAGUACGUAAAGGUCCAAUUAAGAUAUCGAGUUCAAAACGUGGAGGACUGUUUGCCCAGCUGGCAAACAUCAUACGCGGACGCCACCAUUUCGUAGGGCAGCGCUUUCCAGCAUCCUUUGCACUGGAACGCCUCUUUUGAUGUCGCAUUAUUAGGUUCACAGAAUGCCUGCUGAUUGUCCCCACAAGUCAAGAAAAUAUCCACUUUCUGGACUUUCUCGUCAGCCAAACGAAGAAGUGGUUGCAGCUUUGUAGUAGUGCAAAGGUCACUGUUUUGUAUCAGUGGGUUUCCUGCUAAAUCCACUUGAAUUGACUGAAAGCGGGCACCGUUGCGAAGGAAAGUGAUCAGUUCAGCUGGUAUGGCGGUGAUGUUGUUGCCUCCCAGAUUGGCGUGAUGAAGAUUAGGCAGAUUCGGAGGUGAUGAGACUUU